GGGCCGGGGCUCCGGCUGGCCCGGCGGUGACGGGUGCAGUGAGUGAUUGGCGGCCCGGCAGAGUCCGCCCCUCGGCUUGGGGCUGCGGGGCGCUGGGCGCGGGGCGGCGCGGCAUGCCGAGGCUGGGGUGCGCAGCUACCACCGCUGGCCAGCGCGGGCUCCUGCUCUGGUGGCCUCUCCUCGUCUCGUAGUGCCCGGCCUGCCCGCCUCCGGAGCCGCCUCUGCCCACGGAUGGGCUGGGGAAGUUGGGAGGAGCGAGCCGGAGCCCUCGCCGGGCGCGCCCCGCCACUGCCUGACUCGGCGCCCGCAGUCCGGGCGCAACGCGCCGGCCGCAGGAGCACGGAUGCCCCCCGGAGCCGCUGGCUGGCAGGUCUUGGGUCCUGAGGCUGCCGGCAGACUAUGGGUACAACGGCCAGCACAGCCCAGCAGACAGUCUCAGCGGGUGCCUCCUUUGAAGGCCUCCAGGGCAGUGGCGCGAUGGACAGUCGGCACUCACUCAGCGUCCACUCCUUCCAUACCCCGGGCUUGCACAACAGUAAGGCCAAGUCCAUCAUCCCCAACAAAGUGGCCCCGGUUGUGAUCACGUACAACUGUAAGGAGGAGUUCCAGAUCCAUGAUAAGCUGCUCAAGGCCCACUACACGCUAGGCCGGCUCUCAGAUGCCACACCUGAGCACUACCUGGUGCAGGGACGCUACUUCCUGGUGCGGGACGUUACUGAGAAGAUGGACGUGCUGGGUACUGUGCAGAGCUGUGGGGCCCCCAACUUCCGGCAGGUACGGGGCGGGCUCGCUGUGUUUGGCAUGGGACAGCCCAGCCUCCUGGGAUUCCGGCAAGUCCUCCAGAAACUCCAGAAAGAGGGACACAAGGAGUGCAUCAUCUUCUGUGUGCGGGAGGAGCCUGUGCUGUUUCUGCGUGCCAAUGAGGACUUUGUGCCCUACACACCACGAGACAAGCAGAAUCUUUGUGAGAACCUCCAGGGCCUGGGGCCCAGGGUCCAGGCAGAGGACUUGGAGCUGGCCAUUCGAAAAGAGAUCCAUGACUUUGCCCAGCUGAGUGAGAACACAUACCACGUGUACCACAACACUGCAGACCUGCUGGGGGAGCCCCAUGCUGUGGCCAUCCGGGGCGAGGACGACGUGCAUGUGACUGAAGAGGUGUAUAAGAGACCCCUUUUCUUACAGCCCACCUACAGGUACCACCGCCUGCCCCUGCCCGAGCAAGGGGCUCCCCUGGAAGCCCAGUUUGAUGCCUUUGUCAGUGUCCUCCGGGAGACCCCCAGCUUGCUGCUGCUCCACGAUGCUCACGGGCCUCCGCCUGCUCUCAUCUUCAGCUGCCAGACGGGUGUGGGCAGGACCAACCUGGGCAUGGUCCUGGGUACUCUUAUCCUGUUUCACCGCAGUGGGACCGCCUCAAAGCAAGAGGCUGUCCCGCCACAGUCCAGGCCACUGCCCAUGGAGCAGCUACAGGUGAUCCAGUGCUUUCUGCUCACGGUGCCUCAGGGGAGGAAUAUGGUAGAGGAGGUGGACAGAGCCAUCACUGCCUGUGCAGAGUUGCACGACCUGAAGGAAGUAGUUUUGGAAAACCAGAAGCUGGGGGGCAUCCAGCUGGCGAGCCCAGCCCAGGGAAGUGGCAGCCAGCCCAGUGUCCGGCAGAGGGCGCUGCGGAGCCUGGAGCGAUACUUCUACCUGAUCCUGUUUAACUACUAUCUCCACGAGCAGUACCCGCUGGCCUUUGCCCUCAGUUUCAGUCGCUGGCUGUGUGCCCAUCCUGAGCUGUAUCGCCUGCCUGUGACACUGAGCUCAGCGGAGCCUCUGGCCCCCAGGGACCUCCUAGCUGAGGGCUCCCUGGGGGCGGACGAUCUCGUCUCCCCAGACGCACUCAGCACUGUUAGAGAGAUGGACGUGGCCAACUUCCGGCGGGUGCCCCGCAUGCCCAUCUACGGCACAGCCCAGCCCAGUGCUAAGGCCUUGGGGAGUAUCCUGGCCUACCUGAUGGACGCCAAGAGGAAGCUGCAUCAGGUCGUGUGGGUCAACCUGAGGGAGGAAGCGGUGCUGGAGUGUGAUGGGCACACCCACAGCCUGCGGCAGCCUGGGCCCCCCAUGGCUGCCGAGCAGCUUGAGAACCUGGAGACCCAGCUGAAGGCCCACCUGAGCAUGCCUCCCCCAGGCGCAGAGGGCCCACGGACCUCCAGGUUCCAGACGUGCCUCACCACACAGGAGGUCUUCAGCCAGCACCGCAGGGCCUGCCCUGGCCUCAUCUACCACCGCAUCCCUGUGCCAGACUUCUGCGCCCCCCGAGAGCAGGAUUUUGACCGGCUGCUCGAGGCCCUGCGGGCUGCCCUUGCCAAGGACCCAGGCACUGGCUUCGUGUUCAGCUGCCUCAGCGGCCAGGGCCGGACCACGACUGCCAUGGUGGUGGCUGUGCUCACCUUCUGGCACGUCCGAGGCUUCCCCGAGGUGGGCGAGGAGGAGCUGGUGAGCGUGCCGGAUGCCAAAUUCACCAAGGGCGAGUUUGAGGUGGUGAUGAAGGUGGUGCAGCUGCUGCCUGAGGGGCUCUGCGUGAAGAAGGAGGUAGAUGCCGCCCUGGACACCGUCAGUGAGACCAUGACACCCAUGCAUUACCACCUUCGGGAGAUCAUUAUCUGCACCUGCCGCCAGGCCAAAGCAGCCAAAUCGGAGCAGGAGGCCCGGAGGCUGCAGCUGCGGAGCCUGCAGUACCUAGAGCGCUACAUCUACCUGGUGCUCUUCAACGCUUACCUCCACCUGGAGAAAGCCGACUCCUGGCAGAGGCCCUUCAGCACCUGGAUGCAGGAGGUGGCAUCAAAGGCUGGAGUCUACGAGAUCCUUAACCAGCUGGGCUUCCCUGAGCUUGAGAGCGUGGAGGACCAGCCCUUCUCAAGGCUGCGCCACCGGUGGCAGGAGCAGAGCCACUGCCCUGAGCCCUCCGCUGCGGGGGACUUCCUGUAGCUGGCCUCUGACCCUGUCCUACUGCAGGGCCCUGUGCCGGUUGGGGUCGAGGUGCUCUUCACUGGGGGUGGCCCUGAGGAAACAGAGAGACUGGGUUGGGGUUGGGGCUCCUUUUUUGAAAAAGCUUUUUCUAGGACAGUUGGCGCACAGUCAUACCUUGUGAAUGACAGGUGUGUGGACGACCUUCAGCAAGGCCAGGUGUGAGCGAGCACCUUGCAGCUGUCUGGUGUCAGCGCUCCAAGGGGCUCACUCCCCAGGUAGCCAAACAAAGCUCCUCACCACUUCCGUCGCCCCCUCACCCCUCUCAGCGCGGUUCUGACAGCCCUGGGUGGUGUGCAGAACAGACUCCGCCAGCCAGUGUUGGUUUCCUUCUCUUUCCCUCUCGCUGCUUGACCGCUGGAGCACUGUCCUCAGGCCCUCGGCUCCCUGGGGAGUGGGCAGGGCUCUGGAUGGAUCUGUUUCUUUACGUGCAGCUUUGCCCAGUGUUCUUGCCUCUAAUGAGCCAUCUCCAACCUGGAGACUUCAAGGGUGACCACAGGGCCUAGAGGGUCUGGCAGAGGCCUCUGCCUCCCCUCUUCCCUCCCCUCCCCUCGCUCCUAUCCUGGGGCUGACAGGACUGCGGAGGUUCCUGAGGAGCUGGAAACAUCAGGGAGUCCCUUUCAGGGGACGGAAGAGCUUCCGGAAGGUGGAUGCAGCCUUGCAGAAGAGGCCUGUUGCAUUUCCCUGGGAGCCCGGGCAGGGGGUGCCAAGGAAGCCAAAUCCCCCAGUCGCGGGUGCCCCUGUACCUCCUCGCUGCUCCGCCAGCCCAGGGCGGCCCCAUGUCCCGACCCGCUGUGACAGGAGCCCUGAGGACUGCUGGGCGACCCUGGGUGAACAGUGGAGAGUGUGAGGGUGGGCUAAGGAGGAGAGCUCCCUGGAUUCCAGCCACCCUUGCUGAGGACCAUUGUGAGCUGCCUUCCGGAGGGAGCAGAAGGGGCCAAGUGCUGCUGAGCUAGAGGCCAGGGGGUUCUGCUCUGUCCGCAGUGGGGAGGCUGCUGGGAGAGGCAGGCAGUGUUGAGUCCUGUAGCUCUUCUGCUGACAUCCAGGGGCUGAGCAGUGUGUGGCUGUCCACCUGGCUUGGCUCCUGGGGCCAGGGAGGCCUGUCUUUGGUUGGGUGUGUGAACUUCUGCAGAAGGAGAGGUGGAUGUGUCACUGGUCAUGAUAUUUGAAAAAUGGGAGAGGAGGCUGGAGUUGUCCACUUGUACCUAGUAUUGGAAAGGGUUUGGCCGUCUUGGCUGAAUUCAUUUGCAGAACUACUGUAUUUCUGUUCACUACCUUUUCAGAUUUGUUGGUUUUGUUUUACUUUUGCAUGUAUUAAAAAAUUUUAAUUUCUUUGCAGACAAGAUCUAGAUGAGGGGUCAGAGAUGAGGGCUGAGCUGGGAAGAUCCUUCAGUUUUCACAGUUGGCCCUGACUUUCACCUGUGCUGGGACCACUGGCCAGUCACUCUGCCGCUCUGCCUCAGUUUCCCCAUCUGUAAAAUGGGAGAAUAAUACUUGCCUACCUACCUCACAGGGGUGUUGUGAGGAUUAAUUUGUGAUUAUUAUUUUUUUUUGUACAGAGCUUUUGAGCAUUAAAAGCACCUAAAUGUGAA
This is a messenger RNA of Manis pentadactyla (Chinese pangolin), 4598 nucleotides long. It is a transcript of the gene PALD1, whose product is annotated as phosphatase domain containing paladin 1. The transcript has 20 exons. The coding region runs from base 400 to 2967 and encodes 855 amino acids. Lineage: Eukaryota; Metazoa; Chordata; Mammalia; Pholidota; Manidae. The record is from RefSeq and is a predicted model, not a curated record.